Humulus lupulus (European hop) is the source of this 4262-nucleotide messenger RNA. Its product is annotated as phosphoglycerate mutase-like protein 1. The record is from RefSeq and is a predicted model, not a curated record. Lineage: Eukaryota; Viridiplantae; Streptophyta; Magnoliopsida; Rosales; Cannabaceae. Gene Ontology annotation, cellular component: cytoplasm. Bases 214 to 936 code for a protein of 240 amino acids. The transcript has 8 exons. Gene Ontology annotation, molecular function: phosphatase activity.
AUAUUUUAAUAGAACAUAGAAGUGCAUCGUCAAUUCAAACAAAGCCUUCUUUCUUGCCUAAGGGAAAAAUUAGUUUUACGCCUUCAUACUGCUUAGCAAACGUUUUUCUGCUUCUGCUUAUACUACUCUACUAGAUAGUAUAACUAUUAUCGGGUCCAGUUCUUCUUUUAUUGUUUAGUCGAAGAUUCGUUCAUUUGUACAGACUGUUCAGUUAUGGAUGAGGUUGAGGAUGCCGCCGCCGGUACUGGUCAAAGUCUCUACCCACUCCACCGUACUAAAACUCUUCAUCUGGUGAGGCAUGCUCAAGGGCUUCAUAAUGAGGCAAUAAGCAGAAAGGAUCCUAAGCAAUAUUUUGAUCCACAACUUACCCAUCUUGGCUGGAAACAGGUUGAAAAUUUGCGAAAUCAUAUUGAAGAGUGCGGACUUCACAAGAAAAUUCAAUUAGUGGUGACUUCUCCUUUGUUAAGGACUAUACAAACAGCAAUUGGAGUGUUCGGAGGUCGUGAGGAUGGCCGCCCUACAAUUGAAAAUCAAAACAGCCCACCAUUUAUUGCUGUAGAGCUUUGCCGAGAACUUUUAGGAGUUAAGCUACAUGAGAAAAGAAGAAGUGUUAGUGAGUAUCAAUCUCUUUUUCCUACUAUUGAUUUUUCACUGGUAGAAAGUGACGAAGAUAUAUUGUGGAAGCCUGAUAUCAGAGAGACUAGAGACGAAAUAGUAGUCAGAGGACAAAAUUUUUUUAACUGGUUGUGGACCCGAAAAGAGGAGCAGAUUGCAAUCGUUACCCAUUUUAUAUUCUUAUUUGAGAAUUUAAGGGCUUUCUGCUCCAAUAAGGACUGUCAUCCUUCCGUGACAACCGAAAUAAGUGCAAGGUAUAGUAUUCAUUCCUUUAAUUUAGUCCAAGUAACUUUUUUUUUUCUUUUUAUAAAAAAAACUUAGUCUAAAUAAAUGGUGUCAUUAACUCUUAAUCUUAUUUCUUUAAAAAGUAUUCUUAUUCUUACCAUUUCCACGUCUAAAUCUCCAAGUAUUACUGUUUACGUUGUCUAAAAAACUAAGACAUUCCUAAUUUAUAGUCAAUAUUUACACAAAAAUGAUAUCCGUAAAUUUUAAUUUAAUUUGUGAGACCUUGAGCAUUAGUCAGUAAAAAAAUGAUAAACGUUGUAUACAUUCGAUAGUAACAACAAAAAAUUACACAAUAGAACAACUAGUCAUUUUGUCCAUCUGAUUUUUUUUAUUCUUUAUUCAAAUGCUGUCUAAAAGACAUUCUAAUUUUAUUCUUAAUUUUUACAUUGAUUAUGCCAAUCUCUCUUUACCUAUAAUAAUAUAUAUAUAUAUAUUUAUAUAAAUAAGUAUCUUCGCUACCCUUUAGUAUUUUAAGCACAUCAUAAAUUACAACUCUAUAUUUUUUUUCAUUAAUGUGUAUAUUGUAGUUACACAGGGCUUCUCACAAAUUUUUAAAAAAUUCUGAAUAAUUUAGAAUGUCGGAAUCAUGAUUCAAAUAACUUGUUGCUCGAGUACUUAUUUCGAUAUUUAUAUACGUGUACAACAAACUAUUUGAAUCAUGAUUUUGUUAUCCUAAAUUGUCCGGAAUACUGAAUAAUUUAUGGUAAAACUCUUAUAAUUACAUUACAUAUCGUCAUGUAAAAAAUAUAAAGUUGCAACUUAUGUAUAUACUAAAAGUACAUAUAGGUAGUGAUUAUUACUUAAUAAUUUUCUCUAUAUAAAAAUAUUAGGAGUGUUCGUAGUGCGAGCGGUGCGGUUUUUUGCCAAUUUAUUAGACUGCACCGCAUAUGCAGUUUGAACAAUUUUCUAAACCGCAACCUGCAUCACAUAGACCUCAAACUGCACUGCAAAAAUGUGGUGUGGUGCGGUGUGGACGGUUCAUACCUAUCACCAAAUAAUUUAACAAUUGAAUAUUAUAAUUAAUAAAGAUUCAUAAUAAAACUCAUAACUAAAAAUUGUUUAACAAAAUAAUAAAUAUAUUACAAACUAAUAAACUUUUUGCAAAAUAAUAAAAAUACAAUAAACUAAUAAAAAAAAUAGAAGUAAAGAUUUUAAUUAAGGAGGAUUAUCUUUAGGUUGAAGUAGAAUAUAUGUUAGCAUCUUAUGAAAUAUGAUAAUUUUUCUAGAUAUUGUGUAUAUUAUACUAUAUAAAUAUAUAUAUCCAUUAAGUUUAAAUGUAGUAAAAUUGAAAAAGUAUAUAUAAAAAAAUUAAUAUAUAUAUAAUUAUGUGGUGAGAUGCGGUUUAAAAUCAUUUAUGAAAUUCAAAACCGUAAACUAUACCGCACUGCGCGGUUCGGCCAAAAUAGAAACUAAAACCACACUGCGAAGGGUUCUAAAUCGCAAAUUGUUGUGUGGUGUAGUAUGAGCGGUUUGUGUAGUGGGGCGGUUUGAUCAACACCCCUAAUAAAUAUAAAUAAAUCUAAACUAAUGUUAGUUUUAUUAACUUUUAUAAAUAUAAAUAGUUUGUCGUAGAAAUUUUAUUAGUUUGUUGUGAGCGUUUUAUAUAUUUCAUCAUCCCACACACAAAGGAUGACUUUGAUACGUGGCCUAUAACUUUUAAUAUAUUUUAAAAUUAUUUUUAAUUGAGUAUUAUAAAAGUUUAUUAAAUAAAUUUUAAAUAAUGCUAGAUAACAAGUGUAUUUUACAUAAAAAUGUUAUUUAAAAAAUCAAUACUUUAAACAAAGUAACUAAUACAUUCCACAAUGUUACAUAAAUAGAUUCGUCUUGUAUUUUUCAAAUGCGAAAGUAUUAAUGAAAUGUGCAUAAUGAAGUUUUUUUAACUAGAUAUAUUUUUCAAUGGCUACUCAAUCUUUUUUUGGAUAGUUGAAUGUAGGAAAGAAAUUAAAAAAACAAAUGCUAAUAAAGAAAAUUAAAAGAAAUGAAAUGGAAUGGAAUAAUUUGAUUUUCAAGGAUGUCUAUAGAUGUCAAUCCCUUUUUUAGUGUGAAAAAAAGAACUAAAUUGCAAUACUUACCGCAUCGAAAGAAAAAUGGAACAUUUAAUUUAUUUGGCAAUGAUAGACAUAGCAAUCUUACUAAGAGACGAUAGAAGGAAGUAGAAGCGAGUAUUUUACAACAAUAAUGGCAUGUUUACUAAUGGCAAUAAUAGACAUAGGAAUCAUAGGUUAGGUGGUGUAAUCAUUCCCUGUUAAAUGACAAAUAAGACCCAAUAUUUUGUAAAACAGAACAAAAUAGUUUUUUGAGUCCAAUUUUGGUCAACCAAUUUUUAAAUAUGAUUAAAAUAUCCUCAAUUUUUUUAAUUAAUGAAUUAAAAAACAAAUAAAAAUAAGAAAUUAGAAAGUUUAUUUUAAAAAUAAAAUAGUUUUAUUUAAAACCUAUAUUCAUUAGAACUUAAAAAUAAUUAAAACAAACUUUCCCAAAAAUCUCCUCCCUCCUUCUACUUCUUCUAAGCAGAACCCAAUGCCCAGAAAUCCAAUGCCCACGACAUGAACGUCAAGCACUGAGCAGAACCCAUUCCGAUUCUGGCCAUCCACGACUUUUUCCUCACCUCCUUCCUCGGCGCCUUUUGAACGACGAUCAUGACCAGAGCCAACUUCCACGCCACGAUGAGACCCAUCACCAUGGCGAUCGUCACUGCUGAGGCAGCUUGGACUAGGAGCGAGACUCGAUCCGCCACGAAGGAUUUCACCAUGGAUGCCUCGUUGUUGAGGCGUGAGCACAACGCUUCACUCAAGUUCUUCUCUUGAUCGAACCAAGCCGUUUCGAAGGUCAGGAUCUUCUCCAGCAUCCAUAUCCGGAUCCGCUUCGUCAACCGCUCCCCCAUGAAGGCGAAAUUGUAGUGUUGGAGGAGAUUUAGAAUGAUGGAGACAAGCAAGAGAAAGCAUAAGAUCAGGGUGAUGGGGAGGAGGAGGCUAGGUAAUGGAGAAUUUAGGUUUCAUUCUUAGUAGUCGAAGUUAAAGGCUAGAAGAUCUGAGUUUGUGAGUGUUCAAAAUCUCUUUUUGUUUCUUUUUCUUUUGGUUGAAAAGAUUGUUGUUGCAUCUGAGUUUUUGAACAUAAACAAAGAACAAAAACAAAGAACAUGAACAUCUUCACCUCGGCUUGCUCAAACAGAUCUAAGUUUUGAAUUUUUUUAAUUAUUUGAGUAAAAUCAGAUCCGAGAUAUGAGAUUUUGCGUUUUUUGUGUUGUGAUUUGGUUGUGAUGAAGAAGAGAUGAACACUGAUAGAUGUGGGUUUUUUUAAUAUGAAAUUUUGUGUUUUUUGUGUUGUUAUUUGGUUGUGAUAAUGAGAAGAUGAAAGAUUGAUAA